CUCUCUUCCUCUUUCUCUUUCUAUCUCCAUGCUCCAAACCCUUCUCUCUCUAAAAUCCUCUUUCAAAUUUCUCAUCGGUGUCUCUCUUUUCGAACCCCCAGCAUCAGCUCUCUCCAUCUCUCCUAAGAUCGCUCUGUUUCUCUUCUAUGUGGUUCGAAAUCUAUUCUAUUGAAGACGCGUAAUUGACUUUCCAGGACCUUGGCUCUUGGAACUGCAUCGUUGUUUGUAACUAUUUGUAUGGACGAAGUUAUCAUUUGAAGUAUUGGAAGGAGAAGUCUGCAGAUGGCACCGGGUAGGAAGUCAAGGAGUGUGAACAAACGUUUCUCUAAUGAAACUUCUCCGGAAAAAGAUGUCUGGAAUUCAAGCAAAAGCAAGCAGAGGAAGAAGAAAUUGUCAGACAAGUUGGGACCUCAGUGGACCAAAGGGGAGCUUGAGCGUUUCUAUGAUGCCUAUCGGAAGCAUGGGCAAGACUGGAAGAAGGUAGCUGCCUCAGUGCGUAAUAACAGAUCUGUGGAAAUGGUGGAAGCCCUUUUCUAUAUGAAUCGGGCGUACUUAUCCCUGCCUGAGGGAACUGCAUCUGUGGCUGGUCUCAUUGCAAUGAUGACUGAUCAUUACAGUGUCAUGGAUGGGAGCGACAGCGAAGGAGAAGGGCAUGCUGCUUCUGGAGUGCGAAAGAAAUAUCAGAAGGGCAAGCGUACGAAAGAAUCUCGAGAGGAAACUAAUAUACCACAUUCAAUUGCAUCGGCAGAUGGAUGCCUAUCUUUUUUGAAGCAGGCACAGGCUUUUGGAUCUCAGCGUCGUGCUACCGGAAAACGUACACCCCGAUUUCCUGUUCCAAGUUCUUACAGGAGGGAGGAUAGAGAAGGGUCCACUCCACUUAGUAAAAGAGCUAGGAAGCCAGUCGAUAAUGACGAUGUUGCACAUUUUGUAGCACUAGCAUUAACAGAUGCAUCAAAAAGGGGAGGUUCUGAGUCACCAUAUAGAAGAACGGAGCACAGUGACAGCUCACCAAUUAAGAGCUGGGGGAAAAUGUCACAAGCAAGGGAAGCUCAAUCCAAGCUCCGUGAUAGUUCCAUGUGUGAAGAGUGGGUGGAAGGUAACCGAGAAAGGAAACGUAAGAAGGGAGGCUCUGAUAGAGAUGCUACCUCUUUGAUGGAUAUGGAGGGGGUUGGCACAGUGGAGGUUCUACGGAGAGGGAAAAAGUUCUACGGGAAAAAAGCAAAAGUCGAAGAAGCAAAAGGCAUUGAUUCUGAUGACAGUGGAGAAGCAUGCAGUGCCACUGAAGGACUUAGAAGUAAAUCACAGAAAGGAAAAGUUGAUGUUGAGGCCUCAAGGGGGAAAUUUUCACCACAUGGCCCAAAGAAAAGGAAUAAGAAGCUUCAAUUUGGGGAUGAAUUUGAUGCUCUACAAGCAUUGGCUGAAUUGUCAGCUUCAAUGCUUCCGGCGGCUCUGAUGGAAUCGGAAUCAUCCGCCCAGUUAAAAGAAGAAGGGACCGCAAAUGACAUGGAUGAGAAGUCUAGCACUCCAGAAGCCACAUCCACAAGCCAUCAUGGGGAGAAAUCAAAACAAGUGGAACCAGAAGAAAGUGUCCUUCAUGCGAUUUCAGCUGUUGAGAAUACUAAAUAUAGAAAACCGAAAUCCUCGAGGCAAGCAUCGGCGGAUGGUAUUGCUGGGCCUGCAGGGAAGCAACAGCAGCAACCUAGUGGCACAUUGAGAAGAAGGCGUAAACCAAAGGUGCUAGAUGCUGAACCUCCAACAGAUUCAAACCAGAACAAAUCCACAUUGAUGAAGGAAUCAGCUCAUGAUGAGAAUGCUAAGUCUGUGGUUAAAACAAAACGUACUGUUCAAGUUCCAGCACAGUCGAAACAGUUGAAAACUGUUAAGACAUUGGAGGAAUCUUCUUCAGCUAGCGAUAAGAAAACUUUACCGGUUUCUGCUUCUGCCAGUUUACCGCAGAAACCUCAGAACAGACGCAAGAUGGGCCUGAAGAAAACGUUACAAGAGAGGGUUAAAUUUUCUGAGACCACUCCUAAAGCUUCAUAUGUCAAUGAAUCUCUUUUAGAACAUGAAUUAUUGAAGGAGAAGCUUUCAUCAUGUCUAUCAUAUCCCUUGGCACGUAGGAGGUGCAUAUUUGAAUGGUUCUAUAGUGCUAUUGACUAUCCAUGGUUUGCAAAGAUGGAGUUCGUUGAUUACUUAAAUCAUGUUGGACUUGGCCAUGUUCCCAGACUUACUCGUCUUGAAUGGAGUGUCAUCAAGAGUUCGCUUGGUAGACCUAGGAGAUUCUCUGAGAGAUUCUUACAGGAGGAAAGGGAUAAACUCAAACAAUACCGUGAAUCUGUGAGAAAGCAUUACACAGAACUCCGGGCAGGUGCUAGGGAAGGACUUCCGACUGAUUUGGCUCGGCCUUUAUCGGUUGGGAAUAAAGUUAUUGCUAUCCAUCCUAAAACGCGAGAAAUUCAUGAUGGGAAAAUUCUCACUGUGGAUCAUAACAAGUGCAGCGUUCUGUUUGAUCGUGAUGACUUGGGGGUUGAGUUUGUUAAGGACAUUGAUUGCAUGCCUUUGAAUCCAUUAGAGUACAUGCCUGAAGGUCUGAGGAGGCAAAUUGACAUGUGCAUGGCAAUAAGCAAAGAAGCACAUCUAAACAGACAUCCAAAUUUUGAAGGGUCUGUAAUAUUCCCUUCGAGUGUGCUUGAAAAUGCUAGCUUAUACAUGAAACAGGGUGACACAAAUGGACCGAUUUUACAAGCUAAGAUUUUGGCAACCAACACUACUAGUCCACAGCAGGCCACCAACAAUCACCCUUUUAUUACAACCUUUAGUAAAGCUAGAGAAGUUGAGAUUCAACGAGCUCUGGCAGUGCAGCGUUCUCUAAAUGAAAAGGAAAUAGAGCCAGAAAUGCUCGAAAUUGUCAAGGGUUCAAAGUCAAGAGCUCAAGCAAUGGUAGAUGCAGCUAUUAAGGCUGCAUCUUCUGUGAAGGAAGGGGAAGAUGCGAGUAAAAAGAUCCAGGAGGCUAUAGACUCCAUAGGCAAACAUCUGCCACUACACAGCUCUAUGGUCCCUGGUGUCAAGCAUCAAGAGCAUGCCAAUGGCAGCUUGGAUCAUCAUCUCAGCCAGUCUCCCUCUGAUGCAUUAGAGUCACUGGUUAAUGGUUCCAUCUCACAGGACGGUUCAGGGAAAAACGAGGGGCAAAUGCCUUCUGAGCUCAUCUCCUCCUGCGUUGCCACUUGGCUCAUGAUUCAGAUGUGCACGGAGAGACAGUAUCCUCCAGCCGACGUGGCUCAGCUAAUAGACACUGCAGUCAUGAGCUUGCAUCCGAGAUGCCCUCAGAACCUGCCCAUCUACCGAGAAAUCCAGACGUGCAUGGGUCGUAUCAAGACUCAGAUUCUUGCCCUUGUACCGACUUAAAGACAGAACAGUAUCCCUCCCUCCAUUCUUCUUCUUCUUCUUCUUCUUUCUUAGGUUGCUUAUUCGGUCUCUCUGUUGAUGAUGACCUGAGUAGAUGAUGUUACCAGAUAAUAUGAUAUGAUGAUACCUUUCCUUUCCUCAUGUCUGCCGGCUUCAUAGUUAAAACUGCUUGAAUGCCAGAUUCAGUGAACAUUGCUUUCUGGCAAAACUGCCUCUUUAAGCUC
Molecule: messenger RNA, 3629 nt
Organism: Tarenaya hassleriana
Lineage: Eukaryota; Viridiplantae; Streptophyta; Magnoliopsida; Brassicales; Cleomaceae
Product: protein ALWAYS EARLY 2-like
Exons: 19
Coding region: 283-3405 (1040 amino acids)
Biological process (GO): regulation of cell cycle; DNA-templated transcription; regulation of transcription by RNA polymerase II
Cellular component (GO): nucleoplasm; transcription repressor complex
Molecular function (GO): DNA binding
Source: RefSeq, a predicted model, not a curated record